Messenger RNA from Onthophagus taurus, 1690 nucleotides. Its product is annotated as sialin. Gene Ontology annotation, biological process: monoatomic anion transport; transmembrane transport. The record is from RefSeq and is a predicted model, not a curated record. Gene Ontology annotation, molecular function: transmembrane transporter activity. Gene Ontology annotation, cellular component: membrane. NCBI's taxonomy places the organism in Eukaryota, Metazoa, Arthropoda, Insecta, Coleoptera, Scarabaeidae.
UUUUUCUAGUUUUAACAUUUAGUUUUUGAAAUUACUUAAUUUCUUUUCUAGUUAAUUUAUAUCGAAUUUUCGAAAUCAUGGCUUCCGCAACAACUAAAAAAGGUUGUUUAGAAAAAAUAUCAUGUCGACAAGUAUUAAACAUCAUGGUAAUAAUUGGUUUUAUGAUAAAUUAUAUGUUGCGAGUGAACAUAACAAUAGCAAUAACGGCAAUGGUACCAAGUCCCACAACAAAUGUGACUAAUAAUACAGAUAACGCAACGAUGGAGCCAACUUCCGAGUUAUUUAAUUGGGAUAAAUACCAACAAAAUAUGAUUUUGGGUAGUUUCUUUUGGGGAUACGUCUUGACUGAGCUACCUGGUGGUCACAUGGCGGACGCAAUCGGUGGUCAUAAAAUAUUUGGAGGUGGAACAUUAGCUGCUAGUAUCCUAACUUUAUUAACCCCAUUAGCUUGUUAUUGGGGUUUUGUUCCUGUAGUACUUAUCCGUGCCCUGCUAGGUUUCUUUUUGGGCGCGACGUGGCCUGCUUUACCUCCAAUCGCUGCCAAAUGGAUUCCGCCAAUGGAGCGAUCGAAAUUCGUGGCGAACAUGAUGGCUUCUUCAUUGGGGGCUGCAAUUACAAUGCCGGUAUGCGGCUUGCUCAUAGACAAAUUGGGAUGGGCUAGCGUUUUCUAUUUGACGGGUGGGUUAAGUUUGGUUUGGUCUGUUGCGUGGUUCUUUGUAGUGUUCGAUUCGCCAGCAACGCACCCGAGGUGUAGCGCCGAAGAACGGAUGGAAAUAGAAACGGCUAUCGCUCAACAUACCAAAGGAAAGAAGCCCAAAAAUGUCCCGUGGAAAGCCAUUUUUACGUCACUACCAGUUUGGGCUAUCGUCGUCACUCAUGGAUGCUCCGUUUUUGGGUAUUUCACGGUGGUCAAUCAACUCCCAACGUAUUUCAAGGAUGUUUUGAAGUAUAAUAUUAAAGAAAACGGGUUAUACUCCAGUUUGCCAUAUUUAGGUAAAUAUUUAAUGGCGAUAAUUAGCAGUUAUUUAGCAGAUAAAUUGCGGCGCAACGGAAAAUUCACAACGACGUUUAUUAGAAAAUCGUUUACAACAUUCGCGGUAGGUUUUCCAGCCGGUUUUAUGGUUCUCCAAGCGUUUUUCGGUCAAAUAUCGGCUAUUUCAAUAACGAUAUUUACCUGCUCUCUCUUUUUUAAUGGAGCUGUAACGGCGGGUUAUCUGGCAAAUGGUUUGGAUAUAGCCCCAAAUUUUUCGGGGACAAUCUUCGGAAUGGCUAAUACAUUAUCAUCAAUGGGUGGUUAUAUUUCGACCGCUAUCGUGGCCGCUUUAACCAACAAAAGUUCAACGUUCUCAGAAUGGAAGUGGGUUUUCUGGAUUUUAGCAGGAAAUUAUGCUUUGGGUACUUUGGUUUAUUUAAUUUUUGGAACUGGUAAAUUACAAGGAUGGAAUUCGGUUGAACGUAGACAAAGUGAGAACGGCGUUAAAAGCGAACAAGAAUUAGAACCGCUUAAAAAGAAAAACGGGGAAAUUCCCGCUUAAAAAUUAGCAUUAAGAAUAAAUUAAUAAAUUAAAUAAAGAGUUGUACUUAUAGGAUUAAAUCUGAUUACAAUUUGAAUAGGUAUUUUGUAUUUUAAUUUUUUUUUUUUGUAAAUUGUGAUUAUUUUUUUACUAAAAUAUAUAAAAACGAAUCAAGA